Messenger RNA from Alternaria incomplexa, 2688 nucleotides. It is a transcript of the gene DBP10, whose product is annotated as ATP-dependent RNA helicase dbp10. NCBI's taxonomy places the organism in Eukaryota, Fungi, Ascomycota, Dothideomycetes, Pleosporales, Pleosporaceae. Gene Ontology annotation, cellular component: nucleus. Gene Ontology annotation, molecular function: ATP binding; RNA helicase activity; RNA binding. The coding region runs from base 1 to 2688 and encodes 895 amino acids. The transcript has 3 exons. The record is from RefSeq and is a predicted model, not a curated record.
AUGGCUCCCCGCGCGAGCUCGCCGGCGCUCUCCGAGACCGAGUUCGACAUAUUCGAUGCCCUCGCUGGCGGUGAUGAUGUUCAGCAAGAGGCGGAUUUGAACGCAGAUCUGGGCGUAGAUCUGGACGUCGGGCACGAUGACGGAUCCGACGACGAAGCCUUUAUCGCCGCGAAACAGGCUGCCUCGAAUCGCAAAGCCUCGAAUGUCGGAAAGUCAAUUAAGAAAGGUGGAGGUUUCCAGGCCAUGGGGCUGAACGCGGCGCUUCUCAAGGCCAUCACGCAGAAGGGAUUCAAGAUUCCAACUCCGAUCCAGCGCAAGGCCGUUCCGCUCAUGCUCGAUGGGCAAGAUGUCGUGGGUAUGGCCAGGACGGGUUCCGGAAAGACGGCCGCGUUUGUCAUCCCCAUGAUCCAGAAACUCAAGGCGCAUUCUGCCAAAGUAGGCGCUCGAGGAAUCAUCAUGUCGCCCUCCCGAGAACUGGCACUGCAGACGUUGAAGGUCGUGAAGGAGCUGGGUCGCGGCACAGAUUUGAGGACUAUUCUGCUCGUUGGAGGUGACAGUCUUGAAGAGCAAUUCAGCUCCAUGACCACCAACCCCGACAUCAUCAUCGCUACCCCUGGUCGCUUCCUGCAUCUAAAGGUCGAGAUGGGCCUCGAUCUGUCCUCCGUAAAGUACAUCGUGUUCGACGAAGCCGAUCGCCUUUUCGAGAUGGGUUUCGCGGCGCAACUAGCUGAGAUUCUGCAUGCCCUACCCACUUCGAGACAAACACUGCUGUUCAGUGCGACACUCCCCAAAUCCCUCGUAGAGUUCGCGAGAGCAGGUCUACAAGAGCCAAAGCUCAUCCGUCUCGAUGCUGAGAGCAAGAUCUCUCCAGAUCUCAAAAGUGCCUACUUCACAAUCAAGUCGGGUGACCGUGAUGGCGCGCUGCUUCACCUCCUUGACAAUGUCAUCAAGGUGCCGGUAGGCGAGACCGACGCAUCAAAGAAGGCCAAGGCAGAUGCAGAGAAAGCUGCCAACAGCAAGAAGCGGAAGCGCAGCGACGGAUUUGUCAAGGACGUCCCGAUCGCUGAGUCCACCAUCAUCUUCGCUGCAACAAAGCACAGAGUGGAGUAUCUCGCGAACCUUCUUCGCAAUGCGGGAUACGCCGUGUCUUACGUGUACGGCAACCUUGACCAAACAGCGCGCAAGGAGCAGAUCCAGGACUUCCGCACUGGCUUGACUCGCAUUCUCGUUGUCACCGAUGUGGCUGCUCGUGGUGUGGAUAUGCCCCAUAUCAACCACGUCAUCAACUACGACUUUCCUUCGCAGCCCAAGAUCUUCGUACACAGAGUCGGACGAACCGCUCGAGCUGGAAGGAAAGGAUGGGCGUACAGUCUGUGCAGACAUGUCGACCUACCCUACCUCAUAGAUCUACAGCUUUUCCUCGGUAAACGACUCCUAGUCGGGAGGUCACACGAAGAGCCAAACUAUGCAGAAGACUUUGUCGUCGGUAGCUUGGCACCAUGGCAACUGGAAUCGUCUGUCGAGAUUGUGAACAAACAGCUCGCCGAUGACGAAGACCUAGCGCUUCUCUUAAGCGUAGCCGAAAAGGGUGAGCGCCAAUAUCAACGAACACGCAACCAGGCAAGUGCACAAAGUGUGGGACGAGCUAAGGAGUUGGUUGCAUCUCCCAACUUUGCAGAGACGCAUAUGCUCUUCAGCGAUGACGCGCAUAGUGCUCAGAAAGCGAAGGAGGAUAUGCUUGCACGAAUUCAAUCAUUCAGGCCCGCGGAGACCGUAUUCGAGAUCGGCAAACGAGGUACCCAGAGUGACACAGCCGAAAUUAUGCGCAAGAGGCGUGAACAAGUCGGACGACAAAAAGCCAAGCAAGCAGCCAACAAACGAGCCGCGGACGAUAUGGACCCACUUCAAGCACCUGCAAGACAGUCAAACGGUGAAGAAGCAUCAGAGGAUGAAGAAGACGAGGUUGAAGUCGCUGAUGGCGUAUACGACUCAGACUCUGAUGGGCUCGAGGUGUCUGUCUCGCAACCAUCCUCCAAGAAGUCAAAACAGGACAGCUGGAAGAAUGAUGACUUCUUCAUGUCAUAUACUCCCAAGGAGAACAUGGCAGAGGAGAAGGCCUAUGGAGUGAGCGGAGGAGAUGCCGGCAACACCAACUUCGUGUCAGCAGCAAGGGCAGCAGAAAUGUCACUUGUGAACGAUGAGAUUCAGGGCUUCGCAGAUGCGGCCAAGUCGAAGAUGCGUUGGGACAAAAAGUCGAAGAAGUACGUAAACCGCACCAACGACGAGGAUGGCUCCAAGGGAGCCAAGAUGAUUCGAGGAGAAAGUGGGCAAAAGAUUGCAGCCAGUUUCCGCAGCGGUCGCUUCGACGACUGGCGCAAGGCGAACAAGGUCAAGAUGCCUCGAGUGGGCGAAAUUGAAGCCCCCAACCGGUCUGCUGGAUCCUUCAAUAACGCCCCGCGCUACAAGCACAAGGCCGAGAAGGCUCCGAAGCAGGCUGAUCGGUACCGCGAUGAUUAUCACGUCCAGAAGAAGAGGGUGGCUGAAGCGAAGGAGAAGCGCAUCGGUGCAUGGAAGGAUGGAGGCGCCAAGAGCGAACUCAGAGAUGUGGACGCUGUGCGCAAGAACCGCAAGGUGCAGGAAAAUCGCCGAGCAAAGAAUGCUCGUCCCUCCAAGAAGCGGAAGUUUUGA